Messenger RNA from Podarcis lilfordi (Lilford's wall lizard), 456 nucleotides. The record is from the annotation of a GenBank genome assembly. NCBI's taxonomy places the organism in Eukaryota, Metazoa, Chordata, Lepidosauria, Squamata, Lacertidae.
AUGGGGCAGGCAGGAGGGGAACCUCCAGUUGCCCCCAGGUGGCGGAACAGAGGGAAACCUCGGACAGCGCUGCCCCCACCCUCAAGCCAUGGCCUCUCUUUGGACCUAGCAUGGGUCACCACAGACUUCCCUCCAGGUCUGUUCAUGGAAGUGGCAGGAGGGGGGAUGCGAGCUUCCCUCUUGGGCUGCUGCUAUGUCAGGUGGCUUGCCUACUCCUUCUUCAGCUGCUGCAGAACCUUUCCUGGAAGCAGGAGGCUGCCUCAUCCCGAGGCCGCAGUGCUGCCUUGCUACCAGCCAAAGGCACGUGGCAAGGAAAAGAUGUGUGGAUACGCUGGGGAGCCUUUAUUAAACCUGAGGGCUGCAUUCUCUCAUGCGCAGUCUUACGGAGGCCGUAUGCCAAUGGGUGGGGUGCUAGAGCCCAAAGUGGGUGGGGCAACAGAGUCUUGCCUUUUGUAG